AUGAGAGUCAUUCCGUCCCGAUUAAGUUAUCUGUUCCUUCACCUCUUUGCGUUUUGCUACUAUGCUCAGGUAACCAUUCAGUCCCCGCCUAAUUUUACACAGCAUGUGAAUGAGCAGAGUAGGGUGACUGACCGGGUCAGCCGCAGACUCAUCCGGACCUACCAGCUGUACAGCAGAACCAGCGGCAAACAUGUGCAGGUCCUGCCUAACAAAAAAAUCAAUGCGAUGGCUGAAGACGGAGACUCGAAUGCAAAACUCAUUGUGGAGACAGACACAUUCGGCAGUCGAGUCCGUAUUAAAGGAGCAGAGACAGGUUUCUACAUCUGUAUGAAUAGAAGAGGAAAAUUAAUUGGCAAGAAAAACGGUCACGGAAAAGACUGCAUUUUUACAGAGAUAGUGCUGGAGAAUAACUACACGGCUCUCCAGAAUGUAAAGUAUGAGGGCUGGUACAUGGCGUUCACACGCAAGGGAAGACCUCGCAAGGGUUCCAAAACCAGGCAACACCAGCGGGAAGUCCACUUCAUGAAGCGAAUGCCCAAAGGACACCACAUUGCAGAGCACAGACCCUUUGAUUUCAUCAAUUACCCUUUCAACAGACGGACUAAACGCACCCGAUACUCAGGAGAGCGCUGA
Messenger RNA from Trichomycterus rosablanca, 633 nucleotides. It is a transcript of the gene fgf8a, whose product is annotated as fibroblast growth factor 8a. NCBI's taxonomy places the organism in Eukaryota, Metazoa, Chordata, Actinopteri, Siluriformes, Trichomycteridae. Gene Ontology annotation, molecular function: growth factor activity; fibroblast growth factor receptor binding. Gene Ontology annotation, cellular component: cytoplasm. The transcript is spliced from 5 exons. The record is from RefSeq and is a predicted model, not a curated record. Bases 1 to 633 code for a protein of 210 amino acids. Gene Ontology annotation, biological process: positive regulation of protein phosphorylation; positive regulation of cell population proliferation; heart morphogenesis.